Molecule: messenger RNA, 602 nt
Organism: Pseudonaja textilis
Lineage: Eukaryota; Metazoa; Chordata; Lepidosauria; Squamata; Elapidae
Gene: SNRNP27
Product: small nuclear ribonucleoprotein U4/U6.U5 subunit 27
Biological process (GO): RNA splicing
Cellular component (GO): precatalytic spliceosome
Source: RefSeq, a predicted model, not a curated record
GUUCCGGGAGCAAACGCCGGAAGCGUAUUUCGCCUCGGUCGGUCGCCGGGCAGGAGUCGCGCGCGAUGGGCCGCAGCCGGUCCCGGUCGCCUCCGCGGAGGGAACGGAGGCGUUCCAGAUCCACCUCACGUGAAAGAGAGAGGAGGCGGCGGGAGCGAUCAAGAUCUCGAGAGAGAGACAGAAGGAGAAGUCGUUCUCGUUCGCCACAUAGACGAAGAUCCAGAUCUCCUCGGCGGCAUAGAUCAAGUUCUGCUUCUCCUUCCCGGCAAAAAGAAAGGCGAGAGGAUGAGAAGAAGGACAGCAAAGACAAAGAGCGUCAAAUCACAGAAGAAGACCUGGAAGGCAAAACAGAAGAAGAAAUCGAAAUGAUGAAAAUGAUGGGAUUUGGCUCAUUCGAUACCACAAAGGGCAAGAAAGUAGACGGAUCUGUAAACGCGUAUGCUGUAAACGUGUCGCAGAAACGGAAAUACAGGCAGUACAUGAACAGAAAAGGUGGAUUCAACAGGCCCCUGGACUUUAUUGCCUGAUGCGUCUGCAGUUGCUACCGAUAAAAAACUCCAUUGAAGUCUCGUCUGUCUGGCUGAGAAGGUUCUGUCUUCUCA